Cydia strobilella is the source of this 10929-nucleotide messenger RNA. It is a transcript of the gene pHCl-1, whose product is annotated as glutamate-gated chloride channel. The record is from RefSeq and is a predicted model, not a curated record. NCBI's taxonomy places the organism in Eukaryota, Metazoa, Arthropoda, Insecta, Lepidoptera, Tortricidae. Gene Ontology annotation, molecular function: transmembrane signaling receptor activity; transmitter-gated monoatomic ion channel activity involved in regulation of postsynaptic membrane potential; excitatory extracellular ligand-gated monoatomic ion channel activity. The transcript has 17 exons. The coding region runs from base 791 to 2401 and encodes 536 amino acids. Gene Ontology annotation, biological process: regulation of membrane potential; signal transduction; chemical synaptic transmission. Gene Ontology annotation, cellular component: neuron projection; synapse; plasma membrane.
AGCUUGACCUGCGAGUUGCGACGCUUUGUUAUCGACUUUCCGUCUAGUUAACUAUUCUAUAGAGUAAUCCAAGCGGCGCGGAGUUGUGCUGAUGGUACGUCUACGUCUAGGGUCGUAUGAAUAGCGCUGGGAUGUUUAGCCAGAGUUGUCGCUAAUAGUGUCCCCGUUGAGGGAUGUUGACUUGUGAGGAGUGAAAAGUUUUAUGACGGUAGCGAUGGCGGCGGGCGGGCGGCGCGCCGCAGGGCGCAUGCCCGCCACUGCGCCACUAUCGGUGCGCUGCCCCCUGGCGGCUCGCACCGCAGUGAAUUGCGUAACAAAGCACACUCGCCUUCAAACGCUACGCCGAAAACUUUCGUCCCGUGCGCGCUCGCGGAUUGUACGAGCGCAAAACGACUUAACUUUCCCGCGGCGCGCUUUUCCGAACCUACGCGAUAAUUUUAAGAAACUCACCCAUAUUUUCAGUACACCCAGGAUUUGCUUGCGGCUUUUGUUUUUUUUAAGUUGUUAAAGUUAGUAAGCGGAAAGUGGAAAAGCAUUGUGCGGUAAUUUAAACAGUGUAAACGUUACGUGUUGUGUUUAAUUGGUUAUCAUUUGUUUUAGUUUGCUUGUUUUGUUUAAUUUGGCGAGUGGUAGAAGCCGCCGGUGGCAGCGCUGGUGGGGAAUCGAUACCAACUGCGGUGGGAGCGGCGAAAGAUGGCAUCGUGAUGGUGCGGCGGUGGGCGCCUGCGCGAACGCGUUGAUCACUCCACAUGCCGACACCACUCUGCAGUCAGCAAAAAGAUGUCCUAAUAUGGAUUGGUCAUGCAUCGUGGCACGCGUCGUGGCUUUCUUCCUUAUGCUCAACCAAGUAUCGGCUCUCACGUCCGACAUUUUUGCAGCGGGAAAGUCGGACAAAGAGAUAUUGGACAACCUCCUGAAAAACUCCCGCUAUGAUAAAAGACUGCUUCCUCCCGUAGAUGAUCCAGAAUUUUGUUGUGGUCUAACAUCGCCCAAUGACUCUCUGGCUCAAAAUAGGGUCGGACUGUCAUCGCUGCGGCCCCGCUCGCACAAUCGCGGUGUCCUCACCGUAAAUGUUAGCGUGCUACUUCUUAGUUUAGCAUCUCCAGACGAAUCUAGUCUUAAAUACGAGGUAGAAUUCCUUCUACAGCAGCAGUGGUAUGAUCCGCGACUGCGCUACUCUAACCAGUCCCACUACGAUUUCCUCAACGCCAUCCACCACCACGAAGACAUCUGGCUUCCUGACACCUACUUCAUUAUGCAUGGAGACUUCAAGGAAUUUUCCCAGCACUCAUGGGACCCAAUAAUACCAAUGCACUUCGCGUUGCGUAUCUAUCGUAAUGGCACUAUAAACUAUCUGAUGCGGCGGCAUCUAAUAUUGUCCUGUCAGGGGCGGCUCAACAUCUUUCCUUUUGAUGACCCAUUGUGUUCAUUUGCCUUAGAAAGUAUAUCAUACGAGCAGUCAGCAAUAACGUAUGUGUGGAAAAACGAUGAGGAUACUCUUCGUAAGUCGCCAUCAUUGACGACUUUGAACGCGUAUCUAAUCCAGAACCAAACCAUCGCUUGCCCCAUCAAAGCGAGUUGGAGAGCUGAGGGUAAUUCACUUUACGAGGAAGAUGAAGAGCUGACAUGUAAUCUUUGCCAGAGACGGUUUGAGGAGCAAGGUAACUACAGCUGUCUAAAGGUCGACCUAAUAUUUACAAGAGACCGCGCGUUCUACUUUACUACAGUAUUUAUUCCUGGGAUAAUAUUGGUGACUUCCUCAUUUAUCACGUUUUGGUUGGAGUGGAAUGCGGUCCCGGCGCGUUCUAUGAUAGGUGUGACGACGAUGUUGAAUUUUUUCACAACAUCAAAUGGUUUUCGCUCCACCCUACCCGUGGUAUCCAACCUAACAGCUAUGAACGUGUGGGACGGUGUGUGCAUGUGCUUCAUAUACGCCUCCCUAUUGGAGUUCGUGUGUGUCAACUAUGUGGGAAGAAAACGACCUUUACACAACGUCGUCUACAGACCAGGGGAGAAUCCUGUUACUCAGCGACUGCCUGCAGUCCUGAGCAGAAUUGGCAUUAUACUGGCCAGCCCCUUGGAGGCGAUGGCAUUCCUACAAUGGGCUAAAUCAGACGCGAACGAGCCAGAGCCAGGCGGUGCCGGAGACAAAAAGAGAGAGUCGACAGGUGCUGCGGACCUAGUAUCGUGUGCUACGUGCACCGGAGCGCCGGGUUCCUGCACACACACUGCCAACAACGGAGGAGUAUCCGAGCCAUGUUUCGUCCAGGUUCGCAAAAAAGAACCACCUCAUCCGAUUCGCGUGGCGAAGACGAUCGAUGUCAUCGCGCGCAUCACCUUCCCCACAGCCUAUGCCGUGUUUCUAAUCUUCUUCUUUAUACACUACAAGGCCUUUUCUUAAUGCUGUCUCUACUUUACUUCCCGCUGCAGGCUGCUUCAUGUGAACUGGACAGUUAUAUUCUUAGAUCUUGUACGGAAGUACUUCUUUCACCGCUCGUAUGAAUUGGAUCGCGCUGCAAGUGACAACCUCCUCGGUGCAGUGUGUUCUCCUAAAGAGUGUUGAUGUUGACAUUUGUUGACAUUGCAAUUUGUGAUGAUUACUCACUAUAGUGAUAGUAUUUGAUAUUAGGAUAAGGGUCAUAUUUAAAGCUGAGAAUAGUUGCAGCUUGCCGUUGUUAAAUAGGACGUCAUUGAAGGUAUAUAUAUUAGAGACGAAUGCGAAUUUUCUACAAGUUUUGAAAUAGUUUUCAAAAAUUAUUCAUAAGUUGAGGAUCGCUGAGUAUGGGCACGAAUUUUAUUAGUUUCUUAUACCAGGAAACUUAGGAUAAAGAGGGAUCAAUAAAAUAUUACUAUGAAUAUUCUGCAUGUAUGCAGAUAACGAUACACGGGACUGUGUGAUGAGCAGUGAUCGAAUGCGCAUUCUAAAGGUGCGACUGAAUUGUGGUUUUGUUAGAAUAAAGAAAUCUAUUUCAAACCUUAAGACAGUCCAAAUGUAAAUCAUUGCUUUAAAUUCAUGAGACGUAUAUUUUAAGAUCGCAAAAGAUAACUUUUAUAUAUGUUACAUUUAAUCACCACUGUUUCCUUUAUUUAUAGUAUAUGUGACAUAUUAUGUAUAUAGUACACCCACACAAGUUAAAGUUGUGAUAAUAUCAUAAAUUCAAUGUUAAAUGUUUGCUUUUCAAAAGUUCUACAAAGUCAAUAGGAACGUGUAGAUUUUAUUGAAAUAUUUCCUGUAUAAUGUGUGUUAAAGUUUAGUUUCAAAAUACUCGAUUAGAUAUUAUAAGUUAAGAUGAAGCUCAAGACUCUUAUUUCACAAUGUAUGUAUUAGUGUAUGUACCUAUCGUUAUUAAGAUACAUUGGACUCUCGGAUUGUCUGUUUUUAUAAUAAUACUUCGUUUUAGUUUGUGAGCUGUGUUAAUGUGAAACCAUGAACAUGCCUUCUAACGUUAAUUAUCGGUUGCAGCCUUGACAUUGCGUACUAGGCUCUUAGACUCUAGGCAGGUACAACAAAGCCGCAUCACACUAUUGGGCACCAGUAUUUGUUUAUUUAAGGUGCCUAGUACUUUCUUACAAUCAAAUUAAUUUAAAUAAAAUAAUAUCUAAAUCAAUUUAUAGUCAUAUCCACUGAGUAGGUAUGUUGAAUCAAAUUUGAAUAAUGCAUACCGUAACACUGUUGCUUAUAUAAGUAUUGUCCCCAUUUGUUGUACUAGUUUUAUGUAUUACCUAUUUAAAUUAAACACUUGUUGUUCUUAAUAGCUCUGUUAGAAUGUUUAAUAACUGAUAAGAGGUUGUUUCUUUAUAAACGUAUUGAGGUAGUAAUGAAGCGCACGCAAGUUUUAAUAAUAAUCAAUGACCAGCCUUCAACAAAGAGAGAUAUAAUCACUAAAGUUGCUUAAGUAUCCAUGAUUUCUUAAUAACAAUCAAUUUCUGAUAAUUGUACAUUUAACCACACGGAAAAGAAGAACAAAAAUAGGAAAACGGCUCAACCAACUACAUUUAGGUAUACUAGUCCGGCUGUAUAAAAUGGGAGGUUAGGUUAGACAUUUACGGCAUAUUUAAGCCUUCAGUACCUAUUGUCCAAUGUAAUAUGUUUAAAUAUAUAUAUAUAUAUAUAUAUAAUAAAAUUAUAAAAGCUUAAUUUUAUACAGAUCGACCUAGUCCCACAGUAGAGGCUUGUGUUGUGGGUACUGGACCCCGUUUUUUUUCAGAUUAGAAAUUUUAUAACCUUUAACCGUGGUAACUUUUUUCCUCUAAAAUUUAAUCUGAGUAAUUAUGGUGUCGUUUACAUAUUAUUGUACCACAAUAUUAGACAUCAUAGGAUCCCUAGCAUUUCGGAAGAAAAAGUUAAUUACCACUACUUUUGAGGUUACAAAAAUUCUAAUCUUUAAAAAAUCGGGAUAUGGACAAUAUACAUAUAUAUUAUUAUAUAUGAUAUAGAUAUAUAAUAAUACUUAAUUAAUUAAUUGCUCAUUUAUGUUUUUUAUUACGGAAUGGACUGCAACGCAACAAUUUUUUCUAUGGUAACUGAAUAUACAUAUAACAAUUCAUGUAAUCACAACCACCAGCCGGGCUAGAUAUGUGUGCGUGUCAAUUGAUAGAUAAAUAAAUAAACAAGAGAAUCGUCGUUUCAUAUUCCAUGGUUAUUUUAAAUUAUUUAUUAACCCAUUGGAGCAUAUUGGAGACAACGCUACGCCGCGUAGAACACUAAAGCCUAAGGGCAAUUUUCGUGAUGUGGCAAAAUCGCUCAUAAGCGCGCGCGGCGCAUUUAGGGGGCAUUCCACAAAAAUGUCGGGGACAUGACGCGUAUGGCAGCUACCUUAAUAACCUGUAGAAUCUGUAUUAAAUACCUUUGAAUUUAAACAUAAGUUAUCAUACGUUACCAUGCCAAACAUCGGCUUAUUAGCUUUAUCAGAAGUGUUAAAAAAUUGCUUCACGUAAGUACCCAACCAAACACUGUUCUGGAAUGACCCUUAACUGGCUUUGACUACAUUAACAGAGUACGAACUACAGACUUUACCUCAUCUUUUACUGAAUAUAAUAUUAAACUAUUUUAAUAAUUAUCCAUAUUAUUUCUGAUGAAACUUGAUACCAUGCCUUUUGCUUAAUAAAGAGCGGACCAACCAGUCAACUGUUUUGGAAAGUAGAUUUUGUAGGUGUUUAAAAUAUAAUAAAGAGUACCUUUAAGAACAAAUGCGUUUUGGCUGUGCUUUGAUUCAACUUAUGUAAAUUUAAUAUACCUUUAAGGACCUGUCACGUCUUUUCAAAUUAAGUUUAGUAUAUAUUUUUUCUGGGAAAAUAUAUAUAAAUAUAUAUCCAACAUAGACUCGGUGUAACGUGUCUGUAUAAGGUUGCAAGUAGCUCUAGCUACUACGGUUUUAAUAAAAUCUAAUCAUAGCAUUAUUUACCUAAAUAACACUUAAGAGGAGAUCCCAUACUUUACUUAUGCUAUGGAGUACUGCAAAGCGAAAGUACUGCAAAUGCAAAACAAUAUGCUAUAAAAAUUGUAACAGAAACUGUUUAUGUUAAAUCAUAUAUAAAAAAAUGAUCUCUUGUUAUAUUCUGAUACGUUACUAAUAUUUUAAAGUUUAUUGAUGUUAGAGUACAAUGUUCCCAUUCCCAAUUUUUUUUAUUAAGUAUGAAAGUGAUACUACGUACUUUUAUUCGCAGUGUUUUUAACUAAUUAAACUAUAAGAUAAAAAUAACAUAUCAUUCGCUUUAUAAGAUAUCUACCUAAAUUGUGCUAUAUCCUGUAAAACUAAAAGUUGAAACUGAAAUGUAUAUUUUGUGCUGGCUUUCUAUAUUUGUAUCCGUUUUAUUUAUUAUUACUAAAUAAAAGUAUCGUAUAAGUGUUGUGCCUGGCAUUAGAUACUAAUAUUUUAUUUUAUAUGAUUAUUGUCUAUAUGAAAUGCGACUCAUUAAAAGGUCUGCUGCAAAUCGCAGUUACUAAAUACAACAAUUAAAAAUUGUAAUCUAAAUAUAAAACAUAUAAUUAUUAUUUAGGUAUAGCGCAAAAAUACUGCAAUACGAUAUUAUAUACGAUAGUAUAUUUGCAUAUACGCAUUACACAUUAUUAUUGUACUUACCUAUAACAAUAACAAGCCUCAUAAUGAAGUUGUUUUCUGUAAUUUUGUUUUGGUUUAUAUUGACUUGUGUACUUAUGUUGUUUUUUUCUGAUAAACGGUUAUUCUUUUCCUAAAUAAAUAUUUAAAAACAAGAAAAAGUACCAUUAAAAACAAUUCACUGUAUAGAAUAUAUGGCCAGAAGGCUUAUUUUUUUACAAGCUAUAAUUAAUAUAGCUCGGAACACAGUUACAUAGUUAUUUGUUUAGGUCAAAUUUAAUGUUGCAAGAAACACGAUAUGAACCAAACCGGUUCAUGAUGUCCACAUGUCCGAUUCAGCUGAAACUUAGCACACGUUCGCAAUAAGUAUGCAAUGUUAUUGUACCAUUAGGCUUUUCUGAUAUCCCUUCAAGUGGCAGAUCGCCGGCUCGUGGUCGAUAUUACGUUAUUUAAAAUUAAAAUUUGAUUAAUUGAGGUAAAAUCAAAAUUCCAACUACUAAUAAAUGACGUUGCCACUUGAAGGGUUAUUGUAAACUAAUGAAGGUGGUCUUAAGAUUUUAAAAUAAUAUUAAUAAAUAAGAAUACUGUAAUAAAAACAAUGUAGCCUCGUUGCUCGUUAGAGUCGUCGUCAUGAAGUGCUAGAUGUAUAAGAAGACGGAUUGUAUUGAAAAUAUUUUUUUUUUGUUAAAUGAUUAUUCAUGAUAAAUAAAUAAAUAUUAUAGAGACAUUCUUACAUAAAUUGACUAAGUCCCACGGUAAGCUCAAGAAGGCUUGUGUUGUAGGUCUGGGUACUCAGACAACUUAAUACUUAAAUACAUAGAAAACAUCCAUGACUCAGAAACAAAUAUCUGUGCUCAUCGCACAAAAAAUGCCCUUACCCCCUUAAUUAUUAGUUAUUAUUAUUAAUUAAUAAUUAUUGCCUCAAUUAUUGUUUGCUUAAAAGUAUUGCGUAUGGUUAUUAAUGUUAGACAAUUGUCGACUCUUUUUACGCAUAUUUGUAAAAUAACAAUACGAUAGAUUCAACAUGGCUGAAUGUAUGACUAACUCCUCCAUUAACUUUCCAGUAAGUCCUUCUAAAAUAUCUUUUUUAUAUUACUUCUUGUGAAUAGUUUUUUUUAGGUCUUCGGCAAAUUAUUUCUACAUUUAUAUCUGUACCAGUUUGGCUUCAUAAACGUGUUUCAAUUGCUGUUGUUAUCCAGUUUGAUAUACAAAUACAAAUUAUUUAUUUGCCAGAAUACAGUGGGUGGUUAGAUGGUGACAUAAAAUUAGAAGUACAGUGUAGUGAGUGUACUCUACUCACAAUUGAGCAUGCAAAAAUUAUAAUAUAUCAUGUCAUGCAAUCAAAUUAAAUAAUUAAAAUAACGAUAAUUAAAAUCACAAUAAAAUAAAUUACAAAUCAUUUAGUCAAUCAAUUUGGAUAAAUUUAUCUGAGACGUUUAAAACCUUUUAUAUUUGUUCAAACACCUAAAGAACAUAUAAUAAACAUUAAAUACUGCCAUUCAAUUUAUUUUCGAACGAAAGUUUAUUUGCAUUGCUAGUAAAUUUUGGUAAAAUUAGUUUUUGUAAAAUACUUGGACUCGUCCAAUUUCGUAGGUGUGUUGUGUAAGCCACUGGUGCUUAACUCGACUCUACAAUCAAAUAUCAGGCUUGUACCAUAAUACUAGAUGAAAUUAGUACAGACCAGAAUGGCUAUGGAUUUAACCCAAACAAAAAAUCAAGGAGAAAUGAAUCAUCUGUACUUAAUCGAUAAUUAUUAACCUCGCAUAAUCUUGUCUUUUCUUUCUUUGAUAGAACUAUAUUUUUCAUUGAUUAUGCAUUAAGUAUAAGUAUCAAUUUACUUUUAAAAUAAUACUACUAGAUGAUAAUGAUAAAAUUGUAUUAAAUUAACCAUUUUCUUGCAGUAAAAUUAUUUUCUUAUUAUAUUGCAGUUACUAGUUGGAUUUUUUGUUCAAGAAAAACAAUAAGAGACUUUAAAUUAAAAUUAUCAUGAGUUAUACUAACAUUGUGGCAAAUAUAGAACCGGUUAAAUCACGUAUUAAUUUACUAUAGGCGCCUUAGGUACGUGCUUAUCCCAAUUAAGGAUUCCCGACACAGAAAGAUGUCGCGUUAACAGUGAUAAAAUACUUCAACUGAACCAGAAGUGUUAAUCAAUAAAAAUUCUAGUCAAAUGUAAAAAUAAGAGGCAGCUAUUAUUUUACAUGUACCUUCUUUUGUAAACCAUUGCUGACGCUACAAUGCUAUCGCCAGCUAAAAGUAGCUAUAAUCAAAUUGGGUGUCCGUAGCGGUUACAUUCAUCGGUUGUAUAUGUAUAAGUAAUUAGACGACAUAAAGCGACGAAAAUAUCCCUCUAAAAAGCACGUGUCCAAAAACCUAUCAAAUCCAACCGAAUACUCUAAACCAAAUUCUACUUCGAUAACAGGCAAAUUUUCGUAAAAUGAGCAAUGAAUAUUGAGGCUGUGACUUUAACAUUUUAUCAGAUAAAAAAUGUUGUACUUAUGUCGAUGUCUUAGAUUGUAUGAUCUUCACAUGCCAAUAAAUAAGACGAACAAGAGAAAAAUAUCUUAGAAUAUACUGCCUAUGUAUCCAUAAGUAGAUACAUACCUACAUAUAAAUAUGUAUAUAUAUUAUGAUCAUAAUAUUUAUUAUAUACUUACCGUCGCCCGGACACCCUGUUUUUAGUAUCUAGGUAAACAAAAUUAAUUAGGAGAAGUAUGUAAAAUGUAUAUCAUAUUUAGGUAAAAAUAUAUAAAAAGGCACGAAAAGACAUUAGUGAGAUAAAUAUAUAAUUACAUAAAUAAACAAUAUUCAUUAGUAGUUAAUGUUAAAAGCUCUUUACAUUGUUCGGAUUGUUUAUAAUUGAACGUAGGAUAUUUAAAUUUUCAAGACCCAUGCUCACAUUAAGUGACAACCAAUUUGAUUUCAAUUUAAAUCAGAUUAAAUCUAAACUAUAUGAGGGAGUGCAACAAUUUAUCCAAUCUCGAUAAUUAAUAAUCGUACGAUUACUGGGCCAUUUUAAUUAAAAUUGAACAUUAAGUACACUUUUUUAUUUGGAAAUUUUUAUGUUAUUUAUAUUCAGAAUCACGAGCUCCCUUCGACAGAAAAAAACGUCUCAAGGUUUUUUCCAUCCGUUACCAUUUUUCAUAGACUUCGUAACGAAACGGAAGGAACGAAACAUGAAUAUAAAUUUAUAAAUUGUUUAUACACAUUAGUACAUAUGUCAAUCACAAUGAAAAAAUUAUCAAUGAUCAACUCUGGCUAACGUGGGAUUUGAACCCACAUUUUUGGAUUGUCGAUAAUACAAUUUAUAGUUUGUAAUAUGGUACCUAGUACCUACGUUUAAAUUCAUGAAUAGAAGUUUUUGAACAUUUUUUUGUCCUAUUAAGAAAGAGCUUAAGAUUCUGAGUAGGUUUCACAUAAAAAUAUCCAUGGUUCAAAGAGUCCAAUGCAGUAAAAUCAUUUUUAAGAAUUUUAUAACUGUAUAAAAUAUUAAAACAAUACAAGAAGGUAUGGGUAUGCCGUGCUACUGCUAUACAACAGAAGUAACAAUUUAGUUGUAACAACACAACAAAAUUGGAAAAAAGGCAAAUUUAAAUAGAGAAAAUGUAAGUACACGAUCAUCCCUACAAAAACAUUGUAUAUUUUCUUUUUUAUAAUUUACAUUUAGAUAAAGCCUCAUCCGAGCAAUUAAGUAGGUAGUAGGUAGGUGCCUUCGCGUGUUCAAUCAAUGUACCUAAUAUCAAAGGAAUCAGAAGCCUUUAUACACAUUUGCUUUAUAUGUAUUUAAUUUAAGUUUAAACUCAAGACCAAUGAAAACGGGUCACUUUGCACAGAAAUGUUCAUACGAUAUAACCCGUUUCUGAUCACCUAGGUGGGAAUCGUAAAGAAAGCUGAAGAAAGUUUCGUGUUAGCCGUAAAAAGUACCAAUCUUCAUAUGCAAGUUGCUGAAAGUUUCCAUAAAGUUGGAAAUAGUUGUCAGAAACUUUAAAAAAUGUACAAUAUAUAAUAAAAGUUUCCAUUUUGGAAAUAGGAAAUCUUAAGAAGUUCGCUAGAUCCAUAUGGAAAAUUUCGGAAUUUUGUAAACUUUCCACCAACACAUAUAUAAAAGUAUCGUGCUACAACAGUUAUACGUUAGCAUAUUUCGAAUAUGUAAAGUUAUAGUCAAAGCUAAUAUCAUAUUUGUAUAAAGCAAUCACACUUUGCUAGUGGUUCAGUAUUUCAACCGUGUAAUAAGGAAUCAAGUAAAAUUUAUGUGCAUUAUAAAUUUAAGAUUUUGUUUAAAAAAAUACUCGUAGUUCUAGUAUGGAAUAUUGCGCUACAUGUAGGUAAGGGCAAAUAGUUCAUGCGAUAGCCUGUAACGUCACCGUAUCCGCGUAUUUUUUGUAAUUUGUAUAGCUGAUAAUGUACACUCUAUUUUUAUUAGCUACGUCAUAGACAAAGCAAUAAUAAGACUCACAAGGUUGAGUAACAUAACACAGGCCUCUGGUUUAACGGAUAAAGUAGAUGGCGCUAUAAGGUGUGUAACCUAUCGCUUAACAACCUAAUUACCGCAAAAUGUACGACGGCGUACAGCGCCAUCUAGUUCACUGUUAAAAACUCGCCGACUUUGUGCGUGUUUUGUCUAUGGUUACAUUACAUUUAUAAUUUAGUUGAAUAAAUGCAUCCUCACGAAUUACAGUAAAUAUAUUGUAGUUCGAAUUUAUUACGGUAUUGUACAAUAAUCACUGACACGCCAUAGCCUUUGUAAAUAAAAUGUAUGCGAUGAGUGGCCAUCGUGUUUGUAAUGUGACUGCAAAACUGUAGCAUUGUAAAUACUUUUAAAGUAAAAUUUAUGAAUUACAAUUUUCAUCAAAUAAAACACAAAUUCAAUUUA